CUCACCAUUUUGCAGUGUGUACAAGUCCCCUGGCCAGACAUUUCUCAGAAGAGAGGCGAAGAUCUUUUUUAAUUUCGCGCAAUCUGUUUUUAUCGAUCAAAUUUACCGCCAUCUUGAUUUUCUCCACACCCCAUUCGCAUUCGAGUCAUUCGACAGCUUGCCGCAAAAAGUGGACGGAGGACGACAUUGACGACAUCACCAUGACAACAAGCAAGAAAACAAUAUGGCGGUCAAGAAGAGUGAAAUGUUUUGAAUUUGUCGACAUAAAACUGCAUAGUUAUUUAAAAAGAAGGCAUGGGAAAGCGCGGAAGCGUUGAGAAACCUUCUUCUACAAAUAUAAUUCCUCCAGAUAAAAAUAUACCUGAAAUUAGCAACGAAAGUUCGCCAGAUGAGCCCGAUGGUCAGUUGCGAUAUUAAACUGUAUUUUAAAAUGUUUUGUAUUUUUGUAUUGAAUGUCCGUAGUGUUUUACGUCAGAGGAAAAAACUUACAUGAUUAUACUUAUCCGAUACAUAUAUUACAUUAUACUUGAAUAUUUCAUAAAAUAGUGCACUUUUUCCUCGUAUUUUGCUUACUGACAAGUUUUAAAAUCCGUCAAGGGAAAAGGCCACUUUCAAUCAAUAAUAAAUGGGUGCUUUUGUGCAAGACUUACACAACAGAAUCAACCCCCGCUCCCCCAUUACAUGAACCCUAGACUAUGUCUUGUAUGCUCUUAUGUAGUGAUAAAGAAUUAUGCUUGGUGGGGUGGGGUUCCUACCCCUAAAAGGUCCCUCUUCCUGUAUUUUUCUGAUCUAAAUGAAAGAUACUCUUCCUUGUAGGUCCUUAUGUUUUGACGAACAAUUUUGCUCAGGAUUUCCAUGAACUGGCCAAGAGAGCCGGCUUUCCAGAGUUGCAUGUUGUGCCGAGACCUUGUCGGCCAAAAUCUAAAAAGAUCAGCAGUGCUGGCUUGGAGAGUGCCCAGCCUCCUGCUGGGAAGGGAGAUAAGAAGGACGGUGAGUUACAUAGCUAGAAAAUAUAUUUCUGUGUAAGUCAAAUGUGAACCUUCCUGCAUAUAUAAGAUUUCAAAGAACAUAUAGUGCAGCACAUCUCAACACAAGACAAUCUUUACUGGCAAAACGCUUUUGUAAACAAUAAGUAAAUUAUACGACAUUCCAGUACAUAAGAUGACAAAAUUUGGUUGCAAAGUGCAAGAAAAUUUCUUGGGAAAAUAUUUUGUUAAAAAUGUCUGGCUCUGCCAGACACUUCCAGUACUGGUGAGUUAGAUGUCAUUCUGGUGUGGCUUUUUAUGACAGGCCAUGUUUGUAGUUGGUAUAUUGAUUACAGAGUUACUGGACCUCUGAGAUAACUUCACACAUUUCAAACUAUUUCAGAUCGAAAAGAUGAUUCAAAAACAGACAGGACCGUGUCUCAGUCAACAAACAGAAGUGACGUAGAACGACCGCCGGCCACAUUUUCUGUCAAAGAGAAAUAUGAAUACUUGAAACCUUGCGUCCAAACUUUGUGGGAAGUCUUUGAAGGGAAGUCGAUAGCAAAGGAAGUGUACAUUAGAGGAUGGACAAUAGAUAAUCGUAUUAUGGACGUACUUAAUUUAACCUUACCUACACAAGACAAGCUGGUUAAGAUAGAGUAAGCCAUGUUUCAUAAACAAGCAGUGCUUUUUACUUGGAAAAAAUGACAACUUAAAGUUUAUGUGCAAGAUUUUGUAUCAGAUAUACAAGCUCCUUCAGUCAUGAUUUCCUUCGUAUUUUACUCAUGAGAGUUGAGAUCUCAUUGUUGGUUUUUAAUAGUUGAUUACGCUCGUUUCAUUUUAGUUUCAAUAACACGGGUCUAACAGAUACGUUACUUGAGGCUUUGGCCAACAUUUGCAAACACUUGCCGUUGUUAAGGUGCGUGCGUUUAAUAUCUUAGUAAUUAUAAUAUCUCGGUUGGGAAAUUUAAUAUAAAUUGCGGGAUUGUGUUGCUCAUAUUCGCCCUGUUUUAUCUCACUCUUAGAAGUUUAUCACUUGAUGGUAAUCCAGUGUAUCUCCAGCGUUACGGAAUGUUCUUGGGUGAAGACAGCACGUACGUUGAAACAACAACCUUGUUGCUUUUUUACCCAGUUGUGUAUUUCUAUUUCAACCAGCAAAAGAAAAUAUUAUAAAAGAAAUUACCUUCAAAAAUUGAUAUCUUCCUCACUUUACGAAACUUUUACGUUUAAUAAAUAAUCAAUUAGGCAAAUUUAAUGUUGGCAACUUUUGCGAGAAACUGCAUACUUUGCAAAGUUGCGUCGAAGCGAAGCUGACAGCUAUUCCUUUAUCCACCUCUAGACUUCAAAAUCUAUCUCUGAGGAAUUGUUACAUCAAUGACCAAGGAGCCAAUCAUAUAGGACGAGCUCUAUCAUCAAAUAAACAUCUACAAACAUUCAACUUGUGCUUCAACAAAAUCUCAUGUGAAGGAGUGGCGAGUAUUGCUAGGGUAAGACGAAUGGAAUUGUUCUCCGUCGGAAUGUUUGGGUGAACGGUCUUGAAGGGAAGUUACGUUAAAAAUUGAUAUCAUUUUUGUCAUAGAUUGGUUGUCUGAAGAACAGCCAUCGACUGUUCCCCAAUGAUAACAAGUUGUUAAAUUUGUUGCUAAAUCAUUUCCUACAUCUCUCGUUUAGGGGUUAAGAACAAAUAGAACGUUGUUAAGUCUUGAUCUGGGCAGUAAUAUGAUACGAGAUGCUGGUGCAGCCAAACUUGCAGAAGUAAGAUAACUUACCAAAUCAUAGGGGAGUAUCAUUCUUUGCCUGCAGUUCAGAAUAAAGUCAUUGCAUCUUAAUGUUGUUAGGUGAUGUCAAAAUUUGCGUUGAACCACGAGGAAACAGUCGCGCGUCGUCUCCUUAUGUCGAAGAAAAACGCCGAAGAGGUGAAAUAACUUUAUUUGUGAUAAAUUUUCAAGAUGAAGUCGUUGGAGUAAAGAAUUGCCAAAGAGCAGUCGGAAUUCGAGGAAUAAUACGAUUUACAUAAAGUUUAAAUGAUUAAAAUAUAACCAUAUAGCCUUAAAACUAAACUUAAUUAAAUAAAUAAUUAUUUUUCAAUUCAGCCCAGGCCCAGUUUGGAGGUUUUCACCAAACCAGUCAUCGUUUCAAACGACCAUCAAACAUUACGGAAGAGAAAAUCUAAUAAUAAAGUAACAUUUCUAAUCGUAAGUUAACCUAAAAUUUAAUCUUAGUUUAUAACCCUUCAACCUAAUAAUCUAAAUACUAACCUUAUGUACUAUUUAAAGCACGCGUAGGAGUGUUUUAUAUCUGAUAAAACACGACUACAAGUGCUUUAAAUGGCUUAAAAUACGACAACAAAAGAAUACUAAUUAGGAUGAACAAUUAUAUAAUCAUACUAAUUAGGAUGACUUUUAUCAGAUAUAAAGUCACUGCACGUGACAUGUUAUGGCUGACAUGAUUUGCUACAAGGUUUAUGAAUUUUUAAUGAGGAUUUUAAAGAUAUAUAAUAACCUAAUCCAUACCGUAUCUAACCUAACCUAACAUAUAAAAUUGAAUUAAAUUUAUUUGAAGAUUGUUAGAUUGUACAUAAAACAACCGUCCUAAAAUAACUGUACAACGUGAUAACUGAAAGACUUAUUUUCCAGCCCACUGGUGCACCAACAAAAUCUGCAAAUCAUGGAAUAAUGAAAGGAGAGAGACCUCAGAGUGUACGAAGUGGGUACGUCGUUGAGCCUGGUUUACAUUUUCAACGUCCCUGUGAUCACAGUAGGAAUAUUGCAAGGAUUUGUGAGAAAUGUUCGAGGUAUCAAGUGUUUUACAUUGAGUCAGUUUCUUCAAACAUUUCUUACAAAUCCUUCAAAAACUUAUCCGUGCAAAAUUCCUACUGUGAUCACAGAAACUUUGAUAGUGUAAAGCAGCAUUUAGUAUGCAUUUACACAAUUUUAAUUUUGUGACUUUUCAAGUAAUUAUUGUUCAUAUGAACAGGAGUCACUUGGGCAAAGAUCAGAAGAAAGACAAACAGAAAGGAUUAUCAAAGAAGGUGAAUUAUUUUCUUCUCUUCAUUCUUCAUUUUUCGUGUUUCUACUCUAAAUCCAUUUCUUGUAUUUCCAGGACAAGGACAAAAAGAUGGCACUGGAUGAUAGACUACCAAAGAAAGGUGGGCAUAUUACUCAUUGUCAUUUCAAUUUAUUUAUACCAGAAAGGUGGACACAAGACUCAUUUCAAUGUAUUUGUGAUGCAGAUAUAUUAAAUAUUUCUUUCCUACAGCUUCUUCCACAGACGCUGCAAAGGAUAGUAGGAAAGCCAAGAAAGCUUCAAUGGCGAAAGUUGACAGAAAGGGACUUGGAGGAGUUGUUGAUCAAGACGUAAGAUAUUUAUACACUCCUGCUGGGGAGUAGUGGCGAAUACUAAGGAUAGCCAAGGCAGAUUCAGCAGAAUGACAUCGAAAAAUUGAUCCUCUCUACACACUAAAACAACACUCAUUUCGUCCCCAUUCUUUUCUAGACCUCGGACAUUAUGGACUUUCCAAACCCGCUGUUAGAACCAGUCGAAGAAAUCCAGGGGGAACUUUAUAUUCCUGGAAAUAGAGCCCUGAUCAAUCUUAAUCUUUCUGGUAAGAAGUUGUAUUUCUGCCUUAACAGUACUUACUAGUUCGAAGCAAUGACUUCAUGUUCAUGUGAUAUAGCAAACAAGAUUGGCGAAGCUGGUAUGAAAAGUCUACUUGAUGCAGUACAAUAUCAAUCUCAGUUAGCUGUGGCUCAUUCAAGGCAUAUCGGUGUUGGUUUACUUAGACUUUCUCUGAAGGUAAAACAAGAGUUUAACCCUCUGUUGGGAAUUCUUUGUUGGAGAAUUAGCCAUUCCAAAGUUGAUGAGUGGACUGGGGACGAGUGUUAAAAAGUGCCCAAAUUAAGAAAUUAACCAAAUCACUAAAAAGAUCACCUCAAAAUUAGUAAGUAUACAAAGUUUGAAGACGUUUACAUGAAUACCCUUCGAAUAAUAAGCUUUCGAAAAUUGUGAAAUUGCUGAUAAAAAGAUUGUUUUUGGGACGCGCGUCCCCAAAAACAAAAAUUAGAAUAUAUUUCAUAGUAAAUAUCACAAUUUUCGAAAGCUUAUUAUUCGAAGGGCAUUCAUAUAAACGUCUUCAAACUUUGUAUACUUACUAAUUUUGAGGUGAUCUUUUUAGUUAUUCGGUCCAUUUCUUAAUUUGGGCACUUUUUAACACUCGUCCCCAGUUCUCUCAUCAACUUCGGAAUGGCUAAUUACGGCUGGCUUACACUAUCACAUUUUCUGAGUUAAAUACCGUGUCAGUUCUCUUACAAAUUUCUCACAGAUCCUUCAAAACCUAGAGUUUCCCCAUGCAAAAUUCCUACUGUGAUCACAAAAACUGAUGAUGUAAACUCGGCUUUAAUCUAUAGUGACCAUAUGUAUAUCUCAAUGUUCAACGAAUAUCUUGUGUAGAGAAAUGAUAUUUCAGACGACAACGUGGUGUUUCAAAACCUGCAAGAAUUGAUGAUCGCAAGGGAUCCUUUUUUCAAACCAGACAAUGCCUCGCAUGAUGAUGUUGGAUCAAUAAAGGUAAUGCAAUUAUUAAAACUGUCUGUUCCAAACAUUUUAGCAAUUAUUGAAGGUUUUGUGUGUGUGGAAUUUCGAGCUGACUUGUUUAAAACCCGGAGCAGUUGCACAGAUGCAAGGCAUCAUUUAGCAAAGUCGUUGAAUCAAUUCCUUUCUUUGUAGGAGAUGGAAUAAUCGUUGGCAAAGCAAGAAGAUAUUCCACCAUUUCCGUUUUAGAAGAGUUUAUCUUUGAAAUUUAUUCGAAAUUCGUGUUUCUCCAGAAAUAUUGCAGACCAUCUGAUAUACAUUGAUUACAAAGAUUGCAGACUUUGUAUAUAACGUGAAUAUUGCCGUUCCGUGAUAGUAGUUUUAGCGGAGUUUAUUUUACAAAAUAAUUGCAGUAUUUUAAAUACAGAAUCUGCACAACAAACAUACAAACAAAAGAUGCCGUUCUUAAAAGAGAACGUUGUACAUUGUUAUGUUUAUAAUUAACUCAAUUAUAAAUAAAUUAUUCUUACUCAGGAAUGGACACUCCCAUAAGCACAUCCUUAACUUUAGCCAGGAUCUCUUCAUGCAGAGAUGGAUUCUCAAACAUUUUAGAAAGUUCUUCAACAAACUCCUCGACAUAAUCCUCGCUGGGUUCGCGAUCUGACUGAGGCAGACGAACCUCCGCGAGACUGCGGGACAACAUUUGACGGAAGUUUGUAAGAUGACAGUGAAGUGUUUUAUUUUCUUCACGAGAUUUGGUCACCUCUUCUUCCAGUUUAUCAAUGGCGGCUUUCAUGUUGUCAAUAUGUUUACUCAGCAUUGCGUUCUGCUCUUCGUAAUCGUUAUUGGCUUUGCGCAGAUCUCCCAGCUUGCGUAACUCUGCUUCACGACC
Messenger RNA from Paramuricea clavata, 6387 nucleotides. The record is from the annotation of a GenBank genome assembly. Lineage: Eukaryota; Metazoa; Cnidaria; Anthozoa; Malacalcyonacea; Plexauridae.